This is a messenger RNA of Lolium perenne, 2413 nucleotides long. Its product is annotated as protein kinase STUNTED. Gene Ontology annotation, molecular function: ATP binding; protein kinase activity. The record is from RefSeq and is a predicted model, not a curated record. NCBI's taxonomy places the organism in Eukaryota, Viridiplantae, Streptophyta, Magnoliopsida, Poales, Poaceae. Gene Ontology annotation, biological process: protein phosphorylation.
GAGGAAGCUACCGAUAGCAUGGCGGGGGAGGGCGUCGGGCGGUGCAUACUGGUGGGGCUCCACAUGGACGCCGCCGGCAAGGACGUGCUCCAGUGGGCGCUCGACAAGGCGGCGAGGAGCGGCGACCGCGUCGUCGCCGUCCACAUUUACCGCAAAUCCGGAGACCUGUGCAAGACGAACGCGCUGACGCUGAUCAGGACGCUGGACGAGUACCUGGCGGAGUACGAGGCCAUCUGCAGCGAGAAAGACAUCGUCCUCGUCGGCCGGGUGACGCCGGGAAGCUCGAUCCAAAAGGUGCUGGUGAAGGAGGCCAAGCUGUGCGCCGCCACGGCGGUGGUGAUCGGCGCCAACAAGAAGUACUCCUUCGGUGGCUCGACCUGCCUCGCCAAGUACUGCGCCCGGAAGCUGCCGGCGACGACCAGCGUCGUCGCCAUCCAGAGCGGCAAGGCCAUCUUCGUCAGGGAGGCCCCCAAGCCCCCACUUGGGGCAGAGCCGAAGCCGGUGCUGCGGACGCUGCUGCACCCGAGCGUGGGCAUGGAGCCCAAGGUGAUCAUCCCGAACCCGAACCGGAGCGCGCGGUCCGUGGACUUCGACGCGCUGAGCUGCGGCCACUGCGCCGCGCCGCCGCCGGCGAAGCCCUGCGACGACAAGGCCGCCGCUGUCGUCGAGCAGAGGCUCGGGUGGCCGCUGCUCCGGCGCACGGCCAGCGGCGUGGCGCUGCCGAAGCAGGGGGAGCAGGAGUCGCGCAAGCAGUCGGUGGUGCACUGGGUGAUGAGCCUGCCACGUCGGCCCUCGCCGUCGGCGUCCCCAGAGCCGCCGCUGGAGGGGCUCGCGGCCGACCUGAGGCGGCUGCUCGCCGGCGUGCCGUCCCGGUGCCGGUGGUUCCGGUACGAGGAGCUCUACGACUCCACCAACCACUUCUCCCCAGAGAAUCUGGUGGGGAAGGGGGCGCACAGCCGGGUGUACCGGGGCAGCCUGGCGAGCGGGCAGCAGGUGGCCAUCAAGCUGUGCAGGGCGUCGGCGGAGGCGUCCAAGGACUUCCUCCGGGAGGUGGACAUCAUCACCAAGCUGCAGCACCAGAGGAUCGUGCCGCUCGUCGGCGUCUGCGUCCAAGGCCGCAACCUCGUCUCCGUCUACAGAUACCUACCCAGAGGCAGCCUCGAAGACAACCUGCACGGGAAGAAGUCGAAGUCGAAGCCGACGCUGCCGUGGGAGAAGAGGUACAGGGCGGCGGUCGGGGUCGCCGAGGCGCUGAGCUACGUCCACUCCGGCAGCUCGCGGCCGGUGAUCCACCGGGACGUCAAGUCCUCCAACAUCCUGCUCACGGACGACUUCGAGCCUCAGUUGUCCGAUUUCGGGCUCGCGAUCUGGGCGCCGUCCGGUCUGUCCUCGCUGACGCACAGCGACGUCGUCGGCACGUUCGGGUACCUUGCGCCGGAGUACUUCAUGUACGGCAAGGUGACGGACAAGGUGGACGUGUACGCGUUCGGCGUGGUGCUCCUGGAGCUCCUCACCGGGAGGAAGCCCAUCAGCGGCGACGGCUCACCAAAGGGACACCAAAGUCUCGUCAUGUGGGCGACGCCGAUCCUCAACGGCGGCGACAUCUCCGACCUGCUGGACCCGAGCCUGGACGUGAAGCACGACGAGGCGGAGGUCAGGCGCAUGGCGCUCGCGGCGUCGCUCUGCCUCGGGAGAUCGGCGCGCCUCAGGCCACGGAUAUCGCAGGUACUGAGCAUGCUGCGAGGCGAGGAGGACACGGCGACCAUCGCUGCCGCGGAGCCGGACUGCGUGGUGGACGACGAGACCUACCCGGCGGCGAACGUGACGUCGCACCUAGGCCUUGCGCUGCUGGACGUGGAGGACGCCGAGUCCAUCUCCAGCACCGAGCACAGCAACCUCAGCCCGCUCGAGGAGUACUUGCGAGAACGCUGCAGCAGAUCCUCCAGUUUCGAUUAACUUCGGCUUUCAUUUCUUCUUUUUGGGGUGAGUUGGGUUGUCAUUCGUUUGGUUGAUAAUAUACGAACUCAUGUACAUAAACAAAGUAUCACACCGGUGCCACCAAGAAGCUUCCACCACAAAGAAGCUUCUCAUUGUCCUCAACAAUAUAGUUGAUAGUACAUUGCCAGGGCUCCAGGUAAACAACUGCUUGCUGCAGAGCUUCAGUUAAAGAAAAGUUCGCCUGAUGCUGUAGUUCAGUCGCAACUUUCGAUUCUUUUAUUGGAAUUGGCUAUAACAUUACAUUUUCAGGCCAGAUUUAUCAGAAUAAUGAGAAUUAUUUCAGAGUAACACAACAAUACAAACACCUUAAAUACAAAGUCGUCUGUGGUUCCUUUCACAUGAAAAGAGAAGGCCAAGUACAUAAACAACACUUUGAGCUUGCCAAACUCAUCGUCCUCAAAGAAUAAAAACUCUG